Messenger RNA from Cordyceps fumosorosea ARSEF 2679, 930 nucleotides. RefSeq names its product high mobility group protein. The transcript is spliced from 2 exons. The record is from RefSeq and is a predicted model, not a curated record. Lineage: Eukaryota; Fungi; Ascomycota; Sordariomycetes; Hypocreales; Cordycipitaceae. Bases 1 to 930 code for a protein of 309 amino acids.
AUGCCUCGCCCCGCCAAGAAGGCCGACGACAAGCUCAAGGGAGUCAUUCCUGCUACCACCAUGGUGAUGCCACCCGUUAUUGCUGGUCUCGUUCCUCCUGUGAACCCCAGCGCCGGUCCUCGUGUGGUUGAUAACGAGAGCUUUUUGCGUGUCCGCGACUCCGCUGUCAGCCGUCUCUCUACUAUUCUGGAGCUCCUCCGUUCCUUCACCAAUGAUUACAUCCGCCAGACUAGCCUGCUUCUCGGUGAGCAGCAAGGUGAUGUCAACGAGUUGAUCAACAGCUUCGACCCCAGUGCCGCCGCCGCCGGGCUCAUGCUUCCCGUUGGUGACCUGGCUGCGCCUCCAGCUGAGGAGAAGAAGGAGCGCAAGAAGCGCACUCAUGAUCCCAACGCCCCCAAGCGCCCUCUUACUCCCUACUUCCUCUACAUGCAGCACGCCCGCUCCAUCAUCGCCAACGAUCUUGGUGCCGAGGCCCCCAAGGGUGCUGUUCAGGAGGAGGGCCAGCGCCGCUGGGCCAAUAUGACCCCCCAUGAGAAGCAGGGCUGGAACAAUGCCUACCAGUACAACCUCCGCCUCUACAACGCCCGCGUUCACUCGUACAAGGCGGGCAACCCGGAGGCCAAGAACAUGACGGAUGAGGGUGCCCUCAAGUACGCCGAGGAGUUUAGCAUUCCCAUGCCGGACCUCAAGGACGCCUCCAAGACGGAAAAUGUGCAGGCAGCCAUCGCUGAACAGCUGCAAGACGACUCGGCCAAAACUCCCAAGAAGAGUGCAACGGGUCGUAAGCGCAAGAGCGAUAUCCCCGUCACCGAGGUCGAGACUCCCAAGGGCGGCCCUGCCAGCCCUGACAAGAAGCGCCGGCGCACGUCCACCAAGGCUGUUGAUGACAAGGAUGAUGGCAAGAAGUCGGCGCGCAAGAACAAGAAAUAA